AUGUUCUUAGGGGCCAUUGCUAGGUCUAGAUGGAAUCGUUUUGGUCAAUGUACGUUUGAUGGGAAAAUUGAAAUUUUCCCUUUUAUCAAUAGGGUGGCAGCACAAAGAGAUUCAAAGAAUCGACCAAGGGGUUCAAUAGAAAUUAAACCAACCGAAUCAGUUAAUCAAGAAGUUUAUAGGAGUAUGCUCAUACAACAAUUGAUUCCGGCUAUACUAAGAAAAUGGUCAAGUGAAGGACCUUCCGUUAUUUUUAUUCAACAAGAUAAUGCAAGGGUUCAUAUCACAAACGAUGAUCCAAUAUGGCAACAACACAAUAGGCAAAGGGGUUUAACUUUCAUUCUUACUCAACAACCUCCAAAUAGUCCGGAUUGUAAUAUUCUAGACUUAGGUUUCUUUAGGAGUAUACAAUCACUUAUGCAUAAAAAGAUGCCCAAAAACAUGACAGAAUUAAUCACAACGGUUCAGGAUGCAUUCGGAGAGUUACAUCCAAAGACCUUAAGUAAUGUGUGGAUCUCAUUACAACAUCAUAAUGAGAUUCUAAAAGUUAAAGGGUGUAAUGACUACAUACAACCACACUUUGGAAAAAAGGUUCAAGAAGACAAUGGCAGGUUAAGGAUUCAAGUGAGAAUUCCGACACAAUUGGUUAGAGAAGCUGUAGCUUUUCUUAACCCAAACAGGGAUCAACAACAAACACAAGCAUUAACAGAAAAUGAGGAUGCUGCACAAACAACAGAGAUCAUUCAAGAAGCUUAUGAUCAGGCAGUUGAAGAAACUCAAGGAUGA
Messenger RNA from Amaranthus tricolor (Joseph's coat), 783 nucleotides. RefSeq lists its product as uncharacterized. NCBI's taxonomy places the organism in Eukaryota, Viridiplantae, Streptophyta, Magnoliopsida, Caryophyllales, Amaranthaceae. The coding region runs from base 1 to 783 and encodes 260 amino acids. The transcript has a single exon. Gene Ontology annotation, molecular function: nucleic acid binding. The record is from RefSeq and is a predicted model, not a curated record.